UGCACUUUAGAGAGCGCUGCUCACAACUGAAUUUGCAUUGAAUUGCACUUGCGUCUGCCCUCGCAUCGUGAUCAAGGAAUCAUUGCUUUUCAUGCGAUGCUGCUAUCACAUCAUGGUCUCCUGCAGUUUUCUGACCGCAGAGAAAGCUGAUCAUCAUUAAGACAAUUAGGUUCGAGAACCUCGAACAGAACAAUUUGCGUUUUCCCGCAAGUUCUUCACAAUUCAUCUUCCAGUCUUUUGCCCCCAGGGGAAAAUAUUUCUUCAAGCCCUCAGUCGCUUAGGAUCUGGUUGGUGACGAAAUAUUUACGUCUUUCAACAUUUUGGAAGCGUUGUUUAAGAGAAUUUUUUGUAUGUCAAUUCGGUUUAAACAACGUUAACCAGCUGACGGAAACCUCAACUUGAAAUGAGCGGGCCAUGAUUCUUUGGCUAAGAAAGAUUCGAAAACCGCCCGCCAAUUAGAACACUGAAGAAUUUGAUCGAAAAAUUGACAGAACCAAGCAAGAUACAAACUAUCUCGACGAAAAUGGAACACAGUACCUUGAUAACACCAACCAAUUUCAAGGGGAACUUUUCGACGACUUCUCCGCCAACAAAUGGAACUUUGGUCGACAAGUACUCAGGCGAGGUGAUAGCUUUCGUUACAGGAAGCAAGAUUGGAAUGAUCGUAGGAAUUAUUAUAGCCAUCAUCAUUGUUAUAGUGAUAUUGGUGUGUAUCCGUCAAGCUUACAAAGGAUUGAAGGAAGCAAAGGAGCGAGCUUUGACAAAACUUGGAGCCCUGAUAAAGAGAGAGGAAAACGUCGAAUUGCCUGAUGCAGCCCCCGAUAUGGAGUUGUCAGCGGUGCAGCCGGCCUCGACAGAUAAAAAGAAACUGGAACAUCUUGGAAAGAUCAAGUUUUCUCUUGCUUACGACGAAGAACUAUCUGAAUUGAGAGUAAAAGUUUAUUACUGCGAGGGAUUGCCAAUGAAAUUCGUUGGUGGAACGGUUUACACUUACGUUGAAGUAGAAAUGUUUCCCUUUCAUCGAAUGACUGCCAAUAAACCGCGAACAAAGUACAUCAGAAACGAGUUUAAUCCCGUUUUCGACGACGAGGUUCGUAUCAAAAUUCUCAAAGAAGAAGUCGACGAUCAGAAGAUGUAUCUUCACGUAUGUGAUUACAAUCAGAUCUCAACCAGAGAUUUGAUUGGCUCAUACAAGUUAGAGCUCGAUGACGUCAGCUUUAAAAGCAAAGCCAAAGAGACAAUAUAUGAAGGCGACCUGAGAUGGAUUGAUUCGGUCCGCGGCGCAGAGCGCGGAGAUAUUCUGAUAUCAAUGCGAUAUUUUGGAAGGGAUAGCGAGGUUACUGUGAAAAUAAAGGAAUGCAAGGGACUGAGACCCUUCCCUGGAAAAGUGUCGUGCAACUCCUACGUCAAGCUUCACCUCGUGCGAGGCUCAAAAAUAAUAACAUCAAAGAAAACAAAGGUUGUAAAGAAAAACCUCGAGCCAAAAUUUGAACAAGAACUAAAAUUCACAGUAGAAGAAGAUCUUCUGGACGAAGUCAACCUUGUUAUUCAUGUCAAAGACAGGCCGCUGAUUGGUCGAAAACGUCUCAUAGGUGAGCUUUGCAUUGGUUGCCAAGGAGUCGGACAGGCGCUUGCGCAAUGGCAGCUUAUGGUAGAAAAGGAAGUGGUGAUGUGGCAUCAACUUGAACUGUUGAAUAUUGUGCCGGGAAAAACAGAUCUUCAAACCACCAUGGCGACUUUGCAUGGCUGGGAAUCGACUUCCGAGGACUCGGAGAGCGAGGAAGAAGAUGGAAUGUUUACGGGACUGUUACCGAGUGGCUUGUUUCCUUCAGACCAUAAACCUGCAAAGAAACCUAAAAAGCCAAAGAUAUCAAAGAAGCAGUCAAAACUUUGACAGCUUUUUUUUUUAACUUCAAAACAACGUCAAUUUGAAGACUCAUUCAAUCGUUAUGAACUCGUCCAAAACGCACCACCUCCGACCCAGAUUCCCCUCGUGAAAGUUUUUUUGAAGUUUGGGCUUGAAUAUGGAGAUCUGGCAACGAUCUGGCAAUGUUCCUAAACUACUUUGUAGCAAAAAUUACGACAACACUGAAUCAAAAACGAAAAAUUCAACACGGGGUGUUUAUCCGGCUCAGCAAACUCAAAAUGAAGACAGUAAAUUAGAAGCUUAGUUCAAAAUGCGAAGCCCCUGCAAAAAUUCGUUGGCAAUUGCAAUAAAACUUAAGUAAUAGGAAGAAAAAUAAUGAGGCAAUAUUUCUCCUCGUAACAGAGCCGGGAAUCCUUGAAGGCUAAAGUUGAUUUGGCUAGAAGACUCCGAAGCCUUUCAGGGAAGCAAGUGACUAUUUUGAAUUGUAAUUGCCUACGUUUAGUGAGAGAUUUUGGAUAACUGUAUAUUUAUUUAUGUUGGGUUUGUAAUAAUAUUUCUUAUUGCUAACUGAAUUGAGAAUCCUGAGAAUGCGAGGGUUGGAAAAA
Stylophora pistillata is the source of this 2472-nucleotide messenger RNA. Its product is annotated as synaptotagmin-1. Lineage: Eukaryota; Metazoa; Cnidaria; Anthozoa; Scleractinia; Pocilloporidae. The record is from RefSeq and is a predicted model, not a curated record.